AAGUGAUAAAGUAUUAAUUUUUUAACUAUUAAAGCAAAUAAACAAACUUACGAAAAAAAUGUAGUGUUGUAUAUAAUAUUUAACAUUUAUUUAUAAAAUAUUGUCAUUUGACUAUCAGUAAAAAUAUGAAAAUAUUGUGCUGACUAAUAUUUGUUACAUAUUAUCAUUUACAAAUAAAGCACUAUGGCAUCAUUUUUAAAUCAUAGAAAUGAUAGUUCCGUUUAUAUAGAAGAAGCUAUCACCAAGGAUAACGUAACGUAUUAUAAAAUUAUUGUUAAAGUCGGUUUUGUACAGUGGGACGUAUGGCAUCGCUACAGUGAUUUUGUAGAACUUCACGACAAACUCGUCCGCGAUUAUGGCAUUGAACGGGAUCUACUUCCGCCUAAGAAGGUCAUUCGUAAUAAAACACCAAAAUUUAUUGAACACAGACGAGAAGCACUCAAUGAGUACCUCAAAAAUGUAUUUAACUUUUUGAAUUUGACCAUGCCUUCAGAAUUUGCUCAUUUCCUGGACUUCCAUUUAUAUGAUAUAUUCUUUUUGCUACAAGAUUUGGCUAAGAAACUAUUUUUAGAAGGUGAUAAAAUGUUACAGAGUGAGAAAUCUCAUAAAUUUACACCAUUAGAGCUCCAUGCAAUAAGUGAAAGAUUUAAAAUAGCUUGUCCACCAACAGAGAAACUAGAUCAAAUGUAUGACUUUAGUCAUAUUUUGGACUUUUGUUCCCAAAUAACAUCGUUGAGUAUAGAAGGCAGUUAUCAAAUACUAGGCACCAGUAAUAUAGUUCCAAAUGAUUUAAAGUUUGAUCUUAUACCCUUUAAGUCUUUGAUGGAUUUAAAAAUUCUUGGUGUGCCUAUGGCCUGUAUACAAAGUGUUGGGAGUUUACGAGCAUCAUUGUGUACAUUAUCAGUAUUGACUGCUACAGUUGUAUCUCUUAAUGAAUUUCUACUAGUAGAUGUUCUACAUAAGGACCCAUCAAGUAUUACAGAUUCUAUGAUAUGGAAAAAAUUGACAUUCAUUAAUUUCUCAAGCAACAACAUAAACAAAGUGGACUGGGCUAUCCGUCUUGUACCAAAGCUGCAACACCUCAACCUAUCAUCUAACAAGUUGACAGAACUGUGUGAUAUCUCUUGCCUCCAUGAUCUCCAAGUAUUAAAUUUAUCGAUGAAUAAUUUCAGUACUUGCGAUAAUUGGCAUGCUAAAAUUGGUAACAUUGUUAAAAUUGAUUUGUCACAGAAUAAAGUUCAAUCACUACAGGGUUUUUCUAGAUUGUAUUCUUUGGAAAGUUUAGAUUUAAGCUGUAAUGUAAUCACAGAUGUUGAAGAGGUCCAGCAUAUAUGCAAAUUGCCUUGUUUAGAAUACCUAUGGUUGACAGCGAAUCCUGUGGCCACAACCAUAGACUAUAGAGUGAAGGUCAUGGAGCAAUUUAAUGCCAGAAUGUCAGAGCUUUGCUUGGAUAAUGAAAAAGCAUCCGAAAAAGAAUUGGAUACUGCAAGAGUUUUGCAAGCAUUAAGAGUAGUAAAGGAGGGUAAAACUCCAAGUUUCUUGCAAAAUAAUCAUACAAGUCAUAGUUUUCAUAAAAGUUGACAAAUUAUGUUUUUUAUUAGUUAAUUCUAUUUAUAAAUAAAAUCUGAAUAUAAUGUAUUUGAUACUUUAUGUAUUGCGAUUUUUUUGUAUUUAAAUAACGCAUUCCUUUUUCACAUGGUUUUUAUUCGCAAUUAUUGUUGAAAAUACUGACAAUUUCUGCCUUAAGACUUCUAUUUACGCUCUAAAAGUGUGGUAAAACUAAAACUUCAUAUAUAUAUGAAGUUUUAUUAUUCUCUCAGAUUAUUUAUAUAUAUAUAUAUAUAUACGUAACGUUAACGUAUCUCAAAGACAAACAUGUUUGUCUAACAAUAUUGAAGUCUUCGUUGAAAGUACGUAAAACGAUGGCGAUGAUAUACAAAUUAUGCGAGCGUAAAUAGGAGUAGGUAAUCAUGACUUAGAGUCAAAAUGUAUUUACGUUUAAGGUAACUAACUAUUAACCAACAUAUUAAUUUUGUGAUAUGCAACUCCUUGUCUUAUGUUAGUUGUAAUCUAAAUAUAACACUCAAAGUUACUAAUGUUGACUAAUAUUAUAGAUUACUUAUGAUUGGGAUAAAUAUCCUUUUUAGACCGGGAUUUUGAAGAAAACCCCGUCGCAAACAUGAUGUUUAUGUGAGCCUAUAGAUAAUUAUGGUGAAUAUAUGAUAUUUUAAUGUAUAAGUUAUAUUAUAAAGAGCAAAUGAACAUAUGCUAUAUUUAACCAAAUUGUUUCUGAACUUUAGUCAGACAACCAUUUUUACAAGAGAUAAGAUUCUAAUGGGAGAAGACAUUAGAUUUUACGUUACAAUUUGUAUCGAGUUUAUAUGUUUAUGUUUUUUUAAUAGCUACGCCAGUCUAUAGACAGCAUUAUCAAUUAAGUGUUCAUAAAAAUAGGCCCUUUUUCCUUUAAAAACUUUUUAAUAUUAUACAAUAGGACUGCUCAUUGACUUUAUUGUACCUAAUUUUUUUUACUAAUAAUGGGGUUAUCUUAAACAGAAACCUUUUUCAAUGAAGGCCAUUUCGCCAGUGUGUUUUUGAGUUUACACCAAAUGGUGUAAGCUAUCGUUUUUUAAUAGUAUUAUACUUGUGAUUUUAUUUUAAAUAAUAUUAUAUGCCUUUUAAUA
Molecule: messenger RNA, 2681 nt
Organism: Pieris brassicae (large cabbage white)
Lineage: Eukaryota; Metazoa; Arthropoda; Insecta; Lepidoptera; Pieridae
Product: nischarin
Exons: 4
Coding region: 184-1581 (465 amino acids)
Cellular component (GO): cytoplasm
Molecular function (GO): phosphatidylinositol binding; protein kinase binding
Source: RefSeq, a predicted model, not a curated record